Syzygium oleosum is the source of this 896-nucleotide messenger RNA. Its product is annotated as actin-depolymerizing factor-like. Bases 165 to 605 code for a protein of 146 amino acids. The record is from RefSeq and is a predicted model, not a curated record. Gene Ontology annotation, cellular component: actin cytoskeleton; cytoplasm. The transcript has 3 exons. Gene Ontology annotation, molecular function: actin filament binding. Gene Ontology annotation, biological process: actin filament depolymerization. Lineage: Eukaryota; Viridiplantae; Streptophyta; Magnoliopsida; Myrtales; Myrtaceae.
GUCUGUUGCCUCCACAGAAAAUGGUUUAGAAAAGAGAGAGAAAAGAAGGCUGGUCCUCUCCUUAUUAGAACGAGUCUUUAACAUCUGAGAGGCACGCCCAUCCUCUGUUGUUUCUUCAUCGAUUCCAACUCUGCAUCUGCAACCUGCGGUAUUCUCAGCCUGCCAUGUCUUUCAGAUGGCUAAGUCGGGGAAAUGCUUCAUCUGGCAUGGGUGUAUCUGAUCAUAGCAAGAGCACUUUCAUGGAUCUAAAGAGGAAGAGAGUCCAUCGCUAUGUGAUUUUCAAGAUUGACGAGAUAAAAAAGGAGGUUGUGGUUGAGAAGACCGGUGGCCCAGCUGAAAGCUAUGAGGAUUUCGCAGCUGCACUCCCUGAGAAUGAUUGCCGUUAUGCCGUUUAUGAUUACGACUUUGUGACUUCUGAUAACUGCCAAAAGAGCAAGAUAUUCUUCAUUGCCUGGUCUCCCUCAACAUCACGUAUACGUGCCAAGAUGCUCUAUGCCACCUCCAGAGAGAGAUUCAGACGGGAUCUGGACGGUGUUCAUUACGAGAUUCAGGCUACUGACCCCACAGAAAUGGAUCUUGAAGUGCUUAAAGAGCGUGCUAAUUGAUAUACCAUCUUACAGGUUAAACAUUGACGAUUCUCUGUUGUCCCAAAGAAUGAUGCAUUGCCUGACUACAUCGGAUAUUCGAUAUUCUUCAUUUAGUGCCUGGAAAAUCUGUAAAUAGUACAGGAUGUUGCUACAAUUGACGACCACAAUAUGAGGCUUUGUUAUGAUCAGCUCGUAAGGCAUAUCUGCUUUAACUUUUACCUUCUUGUAUUUCUGGGAUAACAGCAAUUGCUAAGUAGCUGGUAUUCUCUCAGAAUUACUUAUAUGCUAUGGUUGCGGAACUUACCUUAA